AUGCUGGGUUACAAGGAAGGAAAACUUCCCGGGUGGGACGGUACCUCUAUCUAUCUACGUAAUAUAGGAGUUCCAUUCCAAAACGUACAGCACGGCCUUCCACGCCACCCAAACACCUAUCGUCAAUCAACCUUCCCAUCAGCCAUUGCUCCACCAGCAGUCAGUUCUGCUCCUUUGAAUUCCGGGGCUACGGUCUUGUGUUCGGCGAACAAUCCUGUUUUUUUAUCCAUCCGUUCCUGCUGCCUUGAAGGAAUUCCCCUUCUUUUUCUUUGGCCAGAAAUGGGGGAGACGGGAACUAUGCCAAUCCCCAAUCACCAACUGAAAGAGAAACAAAACUUGAGAAAAGAAGUCAAUCGAUCAGCAAGACAUGAAGCCAGGAGCUACUUUUCUCUUAGAUUGGAGACUCAGGGGAUUACUAGAAAGAGGCUCGGCUUAGUAGGUAGCAGUCCCCUAGGUCAGACUUUGAGUUUUCUUUAUUUCCAUCUUAGAGGCUUGAAGCUGGUGAUCAAAACACUUGCUAUUUUCACAGAGUUGUCAAAGCCAAAGCUGCUAAGAGCAGAAUUCUAUCUAUCACCUCUGCUACAGGAGAUUGAGGAACCUGCUUUGAUUAAAAAGGAAUUCUUACAGCAUUUCAAGAAUUUCCUUGGAACUGCAGAUAGAUCUGCACUGGUGGCUCUUAUGACGGCUGAUGAUGUUAAGAAGACAAUCUUUCUAAAGGCAAAUAAGGCACAAGGACCUGACGGUUUUACUGCUGAAUUCUUUCAAUCCAGCUGGAGCAUUGUGGGGAAAAUAGUUACCAAAGCUAUCCUUGAAUUCUUAUCUUCCUUCAAGCCCACAGCCAGCCGAUUAUCUUCAAUGUGA
Molecule: messenger RNA, 861 nt
Organism: Vicia faba (fava bean)
Lineage: Eukaryota; Viridiplantae; Streptophyta; Magnoliopsida; Fabales; Fabaceae
Source: the annotation of a GenBank genome assembly